AUGGAGACCUUCGGACCUUUCCUGGCAUUCAUCAGGCUCUGGGUUGAGUGCAUGAUAGUGCGACCUUGCAGCCAGGCUAUCGUGGCCUUGACCUUCAGCGUUUACGUGUUGAAACCGGUGUUUCCGGACUGUGCACCACCGGACGAUGCCACGAGGAUACUGGCAGCGUGCUGCAUCUGUGAGUCAAUCACCAUUAUUUCUUUUAAUAUUUUACAACAUCGAAAAAGAUAUUCUAAAACAAUUCAUACAAGUGAUUCACACAAGUAUCCAUUUUCUUUUUCUUUCUUUCUUUCUUUCUUUUUUUUUUCUCUCCUAAGAAUAUUAAAAGUCACUCUUACUUGUCGCGAAUUUUUAAUUUAGACGAUACAGACAGGAAUAAUUGUUUCGAGUGUCAGAAUGAAGAUUUUGUCAAUUGUUUAAGCAAGAUUCAAAGAAUGAGACUCGCAGAAUGGAUUUACUCAUAGACAAGUGCCAUCUCGCUAUAGAUCGAAAGAUGUCAAAAGAAUAGAGAAGCACAGAUUCACCCUGAAUUUGAUCGACUGAAAAUUCUCUUUUUAUCAAUAUCGAGGAGUAAAUGACAGAAUGCAGUUGCGGGGAACGUGUUGCAAGUAAUUGGGGCCAAUAUAUAUUAGAACAUCUUGAAAGAAGCUAAAUCCACAAGGAGGAAUUAGGUUUGUUUAUUCUCACGGAAAUUAAGCUGUCGGCCGAGCGUUCUCGUUUAAUCGAUGUGAUUCGUUCUAUCAGAGGACCCCCUUCAGAAUGCUUGUUGAUUGGACUGUCGGAUUUUUCUGGCCGUUCCAAGAACACCAUAGUAUUGUCCAUACGCAAUUGGAUGCUCGUUCCACUGUCAUUCACUAAUACCAGCCUCGAUUAAUCGAAUUAUUUUCUCCGCUCUGUCAGAGUUAUUCAUCUUUCUGACCAGAGUCAAGAACCGACUCCUUUUCACUGGACUAUACCGGUCCCGGGAUUAAUUUCAAUGGUUCAAUCGUCGAUUUGUCGUGGAACCUUGGACUUCGACGAUGCCGGACUAAUUCGUUCAUCACGCACGAUCCUUCGUCGCAGACUUCAUCGCAAUUGCCAUCAUGUUUGAAAGCAUGACUGCGUCAGAUCACGAGAAUUUAUCGUUUCCAAAGUUUCUUUCAGGCAAUUGGAUGUGUUUUUUUUUUUUUUUUUGUUCAUUUCAAGUUAGAGAGCUAUUUAUUUCUCCACGAAAGCUCAAAAUUAAGUGGGAAUAUUCGCCAGUCUGCGGACUUCGCUAA
Messenger RNA from Heterotrigona itama, 1259 nucleotides. The record is from the annotation of a GenBank genome assembly. Lineage: Eukaryota; Metazoa; Arthropoda; Insecta; Hymenoptera; Apidae.